Chaetomium strumarium is the source of this 3455-nucleotide messenger RNA. RefSeq lists its product as uncharacterized. Lineage: Eukaryota; Fungi; Ascomycota; Sordariomycetes; Sordariales; Chaetomiaceae. Bases 311 to 3163 code for a protein of 950 amino acids. The record is from RefSeq and is a predicted model, not a curated record. The transcript has a single exon.
GGUUAGUAGGGCUGCUUGGUAAGGUACUCAGUACUGGCGUCAUCGCCCCCAUGAUAUUUGCAUUGGACUCUUAUUAUCAUUAGCGAUAAGCAGGGGAACUAGAAUCUGGGCCGAGAUUUGCUGGAUCGGCUCGAUCGUCGGCAUCGGACAACAAAGUGACAACUUGUACAAUACAUAUUCCCGGGAACGGACUACGAACGAGCCUGCAGUACUUAACCGGCUCAUACCCGGACGCUCUGCAGCAUGGCACAGCCCAGAGAGGUCAGCGGAAUAGCCGCUGCAGCAGUGAUUCUGCACCACGUCCGUCGAGAUGGCGUCCUUGGCCGCCUGCCUUGCUGGCGUUUUAGGUCUUCUCGGCCAGACGGUCACUGCCGUCCACAUCUCCAACUCUAGCUCGUCGUCCGCCACAGUCCACUGGCUGGGAUCCAAGCCCGAGGUGAACCUGGGCGCUACUUUCGGCCUGCCAUGGCCGCGUGGCAAAUACUUCCCCGAGCAGACCACAUUCUCGGCCUCGGACUCGGACGGCCAGAGUCUUGAUCUCCAGUCCUGGGCCACGGGUUACUGGCCGGACGGUUCCUUCAAAUGGACGGGCCAUGCCAUCCCGGCAUCAGACACGGUGCCGGACACUUACACGGUCAAGGCAACUUCGGGGUCAUCGGCAUCCUCCUCGUCGUCGCAUCCGCGCAAGUCAACUCCCGGGAUCACCGUGAGCGAGACACCGCAGCAGAUCAAGGUCGACACGGGAAAGAUCGCAGUCUCGUUCCCCAAAUCGGGCGACGUGGUCAUUGCCGCCAUCGAGACGGCGGCGGGCAAGACGGUCGGCAAGAACGGACGGCUAGUCCUGCAGUCGCAGGACGCCGUCUACGACACGCCCGACGCGCGCGGCAAGACGCCGAUCAACUACUUCCACUUCCAGAGCCGCGUCAGCAACGUCACCGUCAGCGACCCGACCUCGGUGCGCGCCCUCGUCACCGUCCGGGGCACGCACUCCCCCCUGGACGGCUCCUCGCACGCCGCCUGGCUUCCGUUUGUCCUGCGGUUCUACCUGUACGCCAACUCCCACGCCAUCCGGCUCGUGCACAGCAUCGUGUUCGACGGGAACGCCACAAGCAACUUCGUGAGCGGCCUCGGCGUGCGUCUCGACGUGCCGCUGCAGGGCGAAGCGCAGUACAACCGCCACGUGCGGCUCGCCGGCGUGGAUGGGGGCCUGCUCAGCGAAGCCGUGCAGGGUAUCACGGGCUUGCGGCGCGACCCGGGGCAGGCGGUGCGCACGGCGCAGGUCGAGGGCCGGGAGCUGCCGGACAUCUCGACGUGGGACGCGCGCGUGUCGUCCCGGCUGCGCUGGAUCCCGACAUGGGCCGAUUAUAGCCUGAGCCAGCUCUCGCCCGACGGCUUCACCCUCCGCAAGCGGACCAAGACCGGCCAGUCGUGGCUCACCAUCCCGGGGGGCACGCGCGCCGACGGGCUGGCCUACCUCGGCGGCGCCACCGUCGGCGGCGUGGCGGUCGGGCUGCGGGAUUUCUGGAAGCGCUAUCCCACGGGUAUUGACAUUGCCAACGCCUCCUCGGACGACACCGGGACCAUCACCCUCUGGCUGUACAGCCCCCAGGCGCCGCCGCUGGAUCUCCGCCCCUACCACGACGGCCUGGGCGAGGACACCUACGCGGAGCAGCUCGACGCGCUGGACAUCACGUACGAGGACUACGAGCCGGGGUUCGACACGCCCUACGGCAUCGCCCGCACGAGCGAGAUUUCCUUCUUCGCCUUCGACAGCACCCCGUCACGGGAAACCCUCUCCUCGCUGGCGGGUGGCUAUCUCCACAACCCGCCCGUCCUGGUCGCUUCCCCGGGGUAUAUCCGAUCCUCUGCCGCGCUGGGCACAUACUGGGACCUCCCCCUCUCUUCUUCCAAUAGCAACACCACCACCACCGGGCGUGCCCACACAAAAAUCGAAGCCCACCUCUCCCUCCUCGCAACCUUCUACCAAACCCAAACCGCCCAGCGGCGCUGGUACGGCUUCCUCGACUACGGCGACAUCAUGCACACGUACGACGCCGACCGCCACACCUGGCGGUACGACGUGGGCGGCUACGCAUGGGACAACUCGGAGCUCUCGCCGGACCUGUUCUUCUGGCUGUACUUCCUCCGCACAGGGCGGGAAGAUAUCUACCGCUUCGCCGAGGCCCUAACGCGGCACACCGCCGAGGUGGACGUCUAUCAUCUAGGGAAGUGGAAGGGGCUGGGCACGCGCCAUGGCGUGCAGCACUGGAGCGACUCGGCGAAGCAGGCGCGCAUUUCGCAGCCGCAGUACCGGAAGUAUUUUUACUAUUUGAGUGGUGGGGAUGAGAGGGUUGGGGAGUUGCUCGAGGAGGCGUUGGAUACGGAUGUGACGUAUGGCGUGCUGGAUCCGAAUCGCAAGGUCAGGACCGACGGGUGGACGCCCGCUCCGGGUAGGGCGGUGGCGAUUGGGUUGGGCACGGACUGGAGUGCCCUGGCGGCCGGGUGGUUGAUGGAUUGGGAGCGGAGGGGGGAGAGGUGGAGGGGGUCGAGGACCAAGUUGGUGAAGACCAUGGCCGGGAUUGCGAGGUUGAAAAAUGGGUUUGUCACGGGUAGCGGGCUGUAUAACCUGUCGGACUGGACGCUGGGGCCUCCGCCGGCCGACCCAGGCAACGAGGGCACCGUGGUGGCCGUGUCGCACUUGUCGGCGGUGUUUGGCCUGGUCGAGGUCGUGGCCGAGCUGAUCGACUGGUUUGGCGACUCGGAGGAGGAGGAGUUGCCCGCGGGUUUUAAAGACGCGUGGCUGGAGUACUGCUACUACUUCAACGCCGGCAAGGCCGAACAGAAGGCGCGGUACGGGGUGGAUUUUGGGAAUCUGAAUCUGUACCAGGGCCAUUCGCGCCUCACGGCCUAUGUGGCUAGGGAAAGGGGGGAUGAUGAGGCGCUCCGGCAACGCGCCUGGAAGGAGUUUUAUACCACGGAUGGCCUGAAGGAGAGCGCGCCGUGGAAUGUCACGACGAUCGAUGGGAAGGGCCAGACGGUGCUGGGCGAGGGGGGCGUCGAGGAGGCCAGCUGGUUUGCCACGAAUGACGUUGCGCAGUAUGGCCUGGCGGCGAUUGAGAACCUCGCGCUUGUUGGGGGGGCUUUGGCAGGUUAUACGGGGUGAUUGGAGGAAUGGCCCAUUGCCUAUCAAGCCAGAACACCGCUCCCGUCAUAGACUCAUAGUAGGGGAACGAGAUGGGUUGAGUAGAUGAGGGGAUCAAGAUGUACGAUCGUAUGGUAAUGCACUGAGCUUGUUCAACAACCAUUCCGACCAUUUAUCCCGGUCUGAAUCCCGUCACCUCCUCAGCAGAGUCAGCACAUUGCUCAAAAUCGCUCAGAGUCGGCCCGGGGCUCGAGAAACAUCCAAUAAGUGUAAAAGGCGUCUGUCUCGUGAUGGAAUUGAAAUUCAUUGUCGC